Molecule: messenger RNA, 767 nt
Organism: Desarmillaria tabescens
Lineage: Eukaryota; Fungi; Basidiomycota; Agaricomycetes; Agaricales; Physalacriaceae
Exons: 3
Coding region: 108-590 (160 amino acids)
Biological process (GO): carbohydrate metabolic process
Molecular function (GO): isomerase activity
Source: RefSeq, a predicted model, not a curated record
CCGCAGAACACGCAUAAAGGACCCCUGGAAUCUCGAUGAGCGUUAAGUAGACCACGACUGUCGAGGUACCACCCCAUAAACCCAACCCACUCCUCAUAUAUUGUACAAUGGCUCAAAACCAACUGCGUGUCGUCGUCGGCUGUGAUGAGGCUGGUGUUCAGUACAAGAACACGCUCAAGGCUGACCUGCAAAAGGAUCCACGUGUUUCAGAGGUCAUCGAUGUUGGGGUCGUCGACACCAACGAAAAGACCGCAUACCCGCAUGUCGCAGUCAAUGCUGCAAAGAAGAUUGCAGCAGGCGAAGCCGAUCGCGGGUUGCUGAUCUGUGGAACCGGUCUUGGGGUGGCCAUUUCCGCGAACAAAGUCCCAGGAAUACGCGCUGUUACUGCCCACGACAGUUUCUCUGUUGAGCGCGCUAUCUUGAGUAACGACGCGCAGGUUCUCUGCAUGGGUCAGCGUGUCGUCGGUAUCGAGCUUGCUCGAAGGCUUGCCAAGGAGUGGCUCGGGUACACUUUCGACAAGACUUCGGCUUCGGCUGCUAAAGUUGCCGCGAUUUCUGAGUAUGAGCAGGUGCCAGGAUCGUGUUCGUAAAUAGACUGGAAGCGCGACAGAUAGCUACCAUUCCUAUUUCCACUUAGAUACGAGAAGUACUUGCCCCGUUGUAAAACAUUCCAGUCCACCAUUAUCUCAAUGUAUGUCCUAACAAAGUAGAGUUCACGGAUGUUUUGCGACCGAAAUGAAACCCUCAAGCAUUUGGAAGGUCGAACA